AUGAGGUAUGACGGGACUAAGGACCCCCAGGAACACCUCACCGCCUUUGAAGCAAGAAUGAACCUGGAGGGAGUAGGCGACGCAGUGAGAUGCCGAGCAUUCCCUAUAACGCUUGCCGGCCUGGUGAUCCGGUGGUUUAAUGAACUCCCACAAGAAUCCAUCACGGCCUUCCCGGACAUCUCCCAAAACUUCCUAGCUCGAUUCACCACACGCAUAGCCAAGGCAAAUCACCCAAUAAACUUGUUAGGAGUCACCCAAAAACCCGGGGAGCUGACCAAAAAAUUCCUGGACAGAUUCAACGACGAGUGCCUAGAGAUCGAUGGCCUCACGAACUCAGUUGCUAGCCUUUGCCUAACAAAUGGCCUGCUAAAUAAGGACUUUAGAAAGCACCUCACAACCAAGCCCGUAUGGACAAUGCAAGCGAUUCAAAACGUGGCCAAAGAGUACAUUAAUGACGAGGAAGUCAACCAGGUCGUAGCCGCCAAUAAACGGCAGCUCUCUAACCCCCCACCUUGGCAGGCCCCCCAGAUCGAUAGGUUUAUGGAGACUCCUAGGGACAGAGCCCCGACCAAGCAACACAAAAAACUUCCCCGAGUUGGAAGGUUUACAAACUACAUGCCACUCAUGGCGCCCAUAGUAGAAGUCUACCAACAAAUUAUAGACAAGGGAAUCCUAUCCAGACCCAGGCCAUUGAAAGAGAGAACAGGAGGCAACAAGAGCCUCUACUGUGAUUACCAUAAGGGCUUCGGCCACAAGACUCAAGACUGUUUCGAUUUCAAAGACGCUUUAGAGCAGGCCAUAUGGGAAGGAAAAUUGAGUGAGUUCUCCCGACUUAUCCGAGAAUCGAGGAGACGAGAACGGGACCACUCAGAAGAAUAUCAUAGCCGAACUGUCAAAGCCAGACAAGAACCCAUGGGGAACGUUGAUAAGCCCCCAACUUUUGUGGUCAACGUUGUGGUCGGACGUAAUACCCCUCCAAAUCUAGGUCAGCAGCAAAGGAUACCUGGGUCCUCUCUAUCUCGACAGGGGGUCCCACCACUCCAAGCAAAAAACCUCCCAUGA
This is a messenger RNA of Arachis ipaensis, 1062 nucleotides long. RefSeq lists its product as uncharacterized. NCBI's taxonomy places the organism in Eukaryota, Viridiplantae, Streptophyta, Magnoliopsida, Fabales, Fabaceae. The record is from RefSeq and is a predicted model, not a curated record.